ACACACCCUACGUCUUCCUUCUCCCUGGGAACCUCUCUCACGAAAGCGCUCAUCAACCUCCGCUCCUGGCUGCGCUGUGGCCACCACCGGCAUCUCAGGAAUGGCGGUAGCAAGAGUGCAGCCUCCGCUCAACCCACGAGCGGCGUCGCCUUCCACGGCAGUCCCCGCCUCCAACACUCAAAGCCUACAGAGCACGCCCAUCCACAGUUCCACCCCUUCCGUCCGCGCACUGUUCCUCCGCGCCGUGGACCCCUCCCGUCCUGCCUCCUGGUCCGCCGCCGUCGCCGACCUCCUUGCUUCCGGAGACGCCGUCGCCGCUCUGGCCACCUUUGCCGCCGCUCUCCGCGCUAACCCGGCCGCGCUCCUCCCGGCCCUUCCCCCCGCCUUCCGCGCAGCUGCCGCCGCCACCUCCCUCGCCGCCGGCCGCCAGCUACACCUCCUUGCACUCCGUUCCGGCCUCUUUCCCUCUGACCCCUUCUCCGCCUCCGCUCUUCUCCACAUGUACCACCACUGCUGCCGCCCGCUCGACGCCCGUAAGGCGUUCGAUGAAAUUCCCAGCCCCAACCCCGUCAUUAUCACGGCCAUGUGCUCUGGCUACCUGCGAAACAAUCUAGUCUACCCCUCGCUUUCUCUCUUCCGCGACUUGCUCGCGUCUGGUUCUGCCAUGGCGGUGGACGAGGCGGCUGUGCUUGUGGCGUUCUCCUCGUCGGCCCGUGUCCCUGUCCGCGGAAUUACUGCUAGCCUUCAUGCGCUUAUUGUGAAGAUUGGCUUGGACGUGGAUGCUGGGGUGGUCAACACGAUGUUAGACGCUUAUGCCAAAGGCGGUGGUCGUGACCUGCCGGUUGCGAGGAAGGUGUUUGAUACCAUGGAGAAGGAUGUGGUGUCCUGGAAUACGAUGAUUGCGCUGUAUGCUCAGAAUGGGUUGUCGGCGGAGGCCCUGGAGCUGUAUGGCAAGAUGCUGAAUGUUGGUGGAGGCAUUAGGUACAAUGCUGUGACGUUCUCUGCUGUGUUACUGGCUUGCGCACAUGCUGGGACGAUACAGACUGGAAAGCGCAUUCAUAAUCAGGUGGUAAGAAUGGGUUUGGAGGAAAAUACCUAUGUUGGAACUUCUGUAGUUGAUAUGUACAGCAAGUGCGGAAGAGUGGAAAUGGCAAGAAAGGCUUUCGGCAAAAUUAAGCAGAAGAAUGUCCUGUCAUGGUCUGCCAUGAUUACUGGUUAUGGUAUGCAUGGUCAUGGACAAGACGCCCUUGAAGUUUUCAAUGAGAUGUGCAGAUCGGGGCAAAACCCUAACUACAUAACUUUUAUCUCCGUUUUAGCUGCUUGCAGUCAUGCUGGUCUUUUAGAUAUGGGCCGUUAUUGGUACAAAACCAUGAGGAAUAAGUUUGGGAUUGAACCUAGAGUGGAACACUACGGAUGCAUGGUGGAUCUUCUUGGCCGUGCCGGUUGUCUUGAUGAGGCUUAUGGCCUCAUUAAAGAAAUGAAGGUUAAACCUGAUGCUGCUAUCUGGGGAGCUCUUCUUAGUGCAUGCCGAGUCCAGAAAAAUGUUGAGCUGGCAGAAAUUUCUGCGAAAAGAUUGUUUGAGUUAGAUGCGACCAACAGUGGGUACUAUGUUUUAUUGUCCAAUAUAUAUGCAGAAGCUGGAAUGUGGACAGAUGUGGAGAGAAUGAGAGUUCUGGUUAAAACAAGAGGAAUAGAAAAACCUCCAGGGUAUAGCUCAGUUGAAUUGAAAGGUAAAACCCAUGUGUUUUAUGUUGGCGACACGAGUCAUCCUCAGCACAAGGAGAUCUAUUCUUAUCUGGGGAAACUGCUUGAGAUAGCGCAAAAAGCAGGCUAUGUACCAAACACGGGUUCUGUUCAUCAUGAUUUGGAUGAAGAGGAGAAAGAAUCUGCGUUGCGCAUCCACAGUGAAAAGCUUGCUGUUGCUUUUGCUCUGAUGAACUCUGUCCCGGGUUCAGUAAUCCAUGUGAUAAAGAAUCUUCGGGUCUGUACUGAUUGCCAUGCAGUAAUCAAGUUUAUUUCCAAGUCCGCUGAACGAGAAAUUAUUGUUAGAGAUUUACAGCGCUUUCAUCAUUUUAAGGAUGGAUCAUGCUCUUGUGGAGAUUAUUGGUGAUAGGGUCGUGCAAGAGGGCUGAGGUCGUGAUACCAUCUUCGUUGUCCGUCAUACCACCAUUGUAUUAUGUACAUGCCAAUUUAUUUCCAAGACAUAUUGUUACACCUCAUCUCGAUUAGGCUAAUGACAUCGCCUUGCUGCCCUGAAUACUGGGAACUUAGAAGAUUUUAUAGCUUGGCAUAAAUAAAAAAAUUACGCCUUUUCUGUAAGAUCUGCAUACUAUAAUGAAUGGCACAACAAGUUGGUUCAAGGAGACGUCGAUCGGAUGGACAAGGCAGCUCGAGGCUGAACCCAGUAUGGGAGAUCUCCUAUGGAACUUACAUGUCCCCAGCAAGGUAUUGUUUCCUAUGGAGGGCUCUUCACAGUGUGAUACCGGGGAUGAUUGUUCUUGCAGGUAGGCAUAUCAAGACCUCACCCCAAUGUCCCAUCUGCUGCUGGGGAGCCAAGGAUAUAAAGCACCUGAUGUUCACGGGAGGCGUGGCAUGCGAGGAAGGUUUGGCAAGCGCAGGGACUUGAGGUGUUCAUCAAACAAGCAAUGCAGAUUGAUCGAUCACGGGUCAGUGAUGCUUGAGGAAACUUUGAGGAAUACUGUCAAACAUUCAGCGUUUAUGGGUCGGUAUGGUGUACAGGAGACGAUCGCCGUAGGGGCAUGGUAUAUCCUGUGGCAGCGACGGGAGGUUGUUAAUCGAGGAGAGGUGGAACCUGCUCAGUCAACUGUGUUUGCAAUUCAGGCUAUUGGCGCGAACUAUGCAAAGCUCUGAACAGUUCACAACCAGUCCUGAUACGAUGAGGGAAGCCUCAUGGAAUUAUUAUAAACCGAAUGUGGAUGCAUCAUCAUCAUACUUUUUGAAAAUGGAACAGGGGCAGUGGCUGCGGUCCUCCGCAAUGAUCAUGGUGAACCGGUCGCUGGGUUCUUGAUCACAUGUUGGACUCGGCCACGGUGGAGGCGACCGCUACCCAGAAGGGCCCGGAGCCCCGGAACUGGUUGAAAACUUGGGAUGUAACACCAUCAUCGUCGAGUCUGACCGCCUGGAAGUGAUUCAAGCAUGCAACGGUUUGUUUGGUCAAGGUAUGGAAGUGAUUAUGUUUAAUUCUUAUUCUCAUGUGUAUUGGGACGAUGAACCCCUUAGCUAUGUUUUAUCGAAUGAUAAACGUGUACUGGUACCUGAUCGACUGAAGUCCACCAAGUGGCUUCCCUAAACAAAGAACUGUUUGUCAAGCGAUUCUCUGAUUGCUCAAAACAUCUCCUUCCAAUUGAGGAACAAUCCAAUCUUAUUUUGUUCCCUUUUUUUGAAAUGGAACACUCGUAUUCCAUUACGGCACGGCCUGAUCGCCGGUCACAACACUGAUUACAUCAUCAGGGUAGCCAGUGAACCACUCUCUAAGUUCACCAUCAGACAAGCCUGCACCCAUAGCAGCCAGCUCAUGCGCUGGUUUAUUACAAGAUCUCGGUGCAUACACCACUUGGGCCUCAAUGAAGAGGGUUCUAAGCUUAAUAUCGCUAAACAGGGCACCAAGAGGCGCAAGGUCGUAGGCAUUGGAGGAAAUGGCUUGCUUCAAAACAAGGCAGCCGGUGUCAGAAAUUGCCCGCUCAACUCCUAACCGAUCUGCCAAGGACACAGCCUGAUAUAGGGUGUUUGGCACCAGCAGCUGCAAACCAAAUAUCCAGUGUAUCAUGAUACAGAUGAGUCCCCAACCACCUGCUCUAGACCGCUCUGAAAACGCCUCGUCGGUAUUGAUCCUCACCAUAUGACUCGGCGGCCUCCCCCAUCUACACCGCUGCACGACCGGUACAGUGGGUUUUGGCCCUAGACUCCCUCCAUUCGUCAGUGUAUCGAAAAGCUUCAAGCUCAAGUCUUCUUUCGCCAUGAUUGCCUCUGUUGCGUUCCGUCCACCAGCACCAAAGCAAGGCUCCUCCGGUAGGGAGAAUAUUACCGGCAAAAGCUCUUUGGCCGAGACACAAAAACCCUUUUGCAUUCAAGGAGCCUGAUCUCUCUCUCUCUCUCUUUUUGCGGGGAUCAAGGAGCCUGAUCCUGACAUCCUCUAGACAUUUCGUUCCAUUUCUAGUCAGAUGGUGAAGGAUAUUUCAUUAGUAAAUGCCAGAGUGGGUGGAGGGGAUACGUAUUUGUCGUUCUGGUUCAGACAAAUUAUAUGAAAUGAUGAUCACACAUAAUGAAUUUUGAUUCAAUUGGUUCAAACAAACAAAAAACAGCAGAGACUGGACGGAUAGUGCAUGAACUGUAGUGCUGAGUUCUUCUGUAGUCUUGUUCCAUCAUGGCUCGAGUCUUCCACUGACCGGAUCGAUCAGCAUGAUCUGUCUAACAGAAUGUACACCAUCUGAUCGCACAAAAGGUGGAGUAGCAUCUCUCCCUACACAUGGACGAACUUCCAUGGAUGCAUAAAAUUCAUCAAACACCCAUCAACAGCAGGGCGUCAAAACUGCAAAACACUCGCAUAAGAGUCUCCAUUUCACACAAUUUUCACAGCAUGGACCUGCUGCCCAAUGUUGGAUAACAUCAUCACUUGAAAAUGCACGCCUACCCUGGGGAAAUUCUUUUUCUCAAUUAUAUAGUAGGAGUACAUAACAGUUCAAAUCCCCCAACAUAUCAUAUUACAGUCUGCCGAUUGUUCUACAGAGGGGAGGGGGGGGGGGGGGGGGG
Triticum urartu is the source of this 4770-nucleotide messenger RNA. RefSeq names its product Tetratricopeptide repeat (TPR)-like superfamily protein. The record is from RefSeq and is a predicted model, not a curated record. Gene Ontology annotation, molecular function: RNA binding; protein binding; zinc ion binding. NCBI's taxonomy places the organism in Eukaryota, Viridiplantae, Streptophyta, Magnoliopsida, Poales, Poaceae. Gene Ontology annotation, biological process: RNA modification.